Messenger RNA from Drosophila mojavensis, 1864 nucleotides. RefSeq names its product serine--tRNA ligase, cytoplasmic (gene SerRS). The coding region runs from base 128 to 1633 and encodes 501 amino acids. The record is from RefSeq and is a predicted model, not a curated record. Gene Ontology annotation, biological process: seryl-tRNA aminoacylation. Lineage: Eukaryota; Metazoa; Arthropoda; Insecta; Diptera; Drosophilidae. Gene Ontology annotation, molecular function: tRNA binding; ATP binding; serine-tRNA ligase activity. The transcript has a single exon. Gene Ontology annotation, cellular component: cytosol.
AGCUGUCGAUGAAAAGUAACAGUUACGCAUAGGUUAGCUCAUCUCUAUAGCCGCCACGUUUUGGUAAACGAAACGAAUCGCUGACGAAAUCUGCAGUGAAAAUUGAUUAAAUUGAAAAGCGUUGAAAAUGGUUUUGGAUUUGGAUCUAUUUCGCAAAGACAAGGGCGGCAAUCCCGAUGCGGUGCGCGAGAAUCAAAAGAAGCGCUUCAAAGAUGUCGGCCUCGUCGAGACCGUCAUCGAAAAGGACACCGAAUGGCGUCAGCGUCGGCAUCGAGCCGACAACCUGAACAAGGUGAAGAACGUCUGCAGCAAAGUUAUUGGCGAGAAGAUGAAGAAGAAGGAGCCCCUAGGCGCCGAUGGCGAGGAGGUGCCCGCUUCGGUACGCUCGGAUCUAACGCAAAUCACAGCCGAAACCCUGCAAGCGUUGACGGUGAAUCAAAUCAAGCAAUUGCGGCUGCUCAUCGAUGAUGCGAUGACCGAGAAUCAAAAAGCGCUGGAGCUGGCAGAGCAAACCAGGAAUACUUCGCUGCGUGAGGUGGGCAAUCACUUACACGAAUCGGUGCCCGUUUCCAACGACGAGGACGAGAAUCGUGUGGAGCGCACAUUUGGUGAUUGUACGAAGCGUGGCAAAUAUUCGCAUGUGGAUUUGAUUGUUAUGAUCGAUGGCAUGAAUGCCGAGAAGGGCGCCGUGGUGUCCGGUGGCCGUGGUUACUUCCUAACUGGCGCCGCUGUCUUCCUGGAGCAAGCCGUCAUACAGCAUGCCCUGCAUUCGCUCUACCAGAAGGACUAUGUGCCCCUUUAUACGCCCUUCUUUAUGCGCAAGGAGGUGAUGCAGGAAGUCGCCCAGCUGUCGCAGUUCGACGAAGAGCUGUACAAGGUGGUGGGCAAGGGCAGCGAACGGGCCGAGGAGAGCGGCACAGAUGAGAAAUACCUGAUAGCCACCUCGGAGCAGCCGAUAGCCGCCUAUCAUCGUGAUGAAUGGCUGCCAGAGGCAUCGCUACCAAUCAAGUACGCUGGCCUCUCCACGUGCUUCCGCCAAGAGGUGGGCUCCCAUGGACGUGAUACGCGAGGCAUCUUCCGGGUGCAUCAGUUCGAGAAGGUGGAACAAUUUGUGCUGACCUCGCCGCAUGACAACAAAUCGUGGGAGAUGAUGGACGAGAUGAUUGGCAAUGCGGAGCAGUUCUGCCAAUCUCUAGGCAUCCCAUACCGCAUUGUCAACAUUGUUUCGGGCGCACUGAAUCAUGCCGCCUCUAAGAAGCUCGAUUUAGAGGCCUGGUUCGGCGGCAGUGGCGCCUACAGAGAGCUUGUCUCCUGCUCCAAUUGUCUGGACUACCAGGCACGUCGACUGCUGGUGCGCUAUGGCCAGACCAAGAAGAUGAAUGCAGCUGUGGACUACGUCCACAUGCUGAAUGCCACAAUGUGCGCUGCCACGCGUGUGAUUUGCGCCAUCCUGGAGACCCAUCAGACGGAGACGGGCAUCAAGGUGCCGGAGCCUUUAAAGAAAUACAUGCCCUCCAAAUUUCAGGAUGAAAUUCCAUAUGUGAAGCCAGCGCCAAUUGACUUGGAACAAGCUGCCGCCGACAAACAGAAGUCCAAGAAGGAGAAGCCGAAGAAGGAUCCUGCAGCUGCCUAAGCUAAAGACUAACUUUUAUACCGAAUGACCCCUAGAAGAUGAUACAGCAGCUGCCUAAAGGACAGAUUCAUCCCAAUCCCAAUCCUCAAGCCACGCGAUUCACUCAGCAUAAAUUAAGCUUUCAAAAUUGUGUUAUUAUCUAUUAUAUAUUUAUCGCAUUUACUGCAAAAACGUUUUAUAAUUAAAUCGGGCACAAGUUGCGCUUCACAAUGCAAAAGCUAUAGAACAAUA